AUGACAGCGAUACAGUACUGCUCGUUCCAGAAGGACGCCGGCUUUCGGGGGGGGGGGCGUGGGGUGGAGGGAGGUUUUUCCCAUCCACGACGUUACGUGACCUCUGCUCUAGCUUUCCUUCCCUAUGGUCACGACGCCUCUUCGCCGGCCACGAAAUCCGCCUUUGUCACCGUGGGCACGACCAGCUUCGACAACCUCGUCGCCGCCGUGACGGCUCCGGAGGCUCUGCAGGUUUUACAGGAUCUUGGCUACAGCAGACUUGUCCUUCAGGUUGGCAGGGGCACAGUUUGCCCUGUUUCAACCAGCACACCUACAUUUACCCUGGAAGUGUUCAUGUUCAAGAACUCAAUCUCUGAAGGUGUGCAAACAGCCGAUCUAGUCAUAAGUCAUGCAGGUGCAGGUAGCUGCUUGGAGGUAUUGGAAGCAGGGAAGCCACUACUCGUAGUUGUAAAUGACAAGCUUAUGGAGAAUCACCAGUUAGAACUGGCAAGGCAGCUGCACUUUUACUGCACUUGCAGGACACUUCGAACAUCAGACUUUUCAACUCUGAAGCCUUUUCCUCCUGGACAAAAUUUUUUUGCUGCAUUCUUGGACAAAGUAAUUGGCAUAUGAAUAAAUGAGCUGAAAAAGGAAGCUCACACAUUUGAAACUACUCCUGUACACAUAAUUUCAACAUACACGUGUGCUUGCAGUGGCAAAUGAAAUUAAAUU
Lacerta agilis (Sand lizard) is the source of this 711-nucleotide messenger RNA. RefSeq names its product UDP-N-acetylglucosamine transferase subunit ALG13 homolog. NCBI's taxonomy places the organism in Eukaryota, Metazoa, Chordata, Lepidosauria, Squamata, Lacertidae. The record is from RefSeq and is a predicted model, not a curated record. Gene Ontology annotation, biological process: dolichol-linked oligosaccharide biosynthetic process. Gene Ontology annotation, molecular function: hexosyltransferase activity.